Paramecium primaurelia is the source of this 486-nucleotide messenger RNA. The record is from the annotation of a GenBank genome assembly. Lineage: Eukaryota; Ciliophora; Oligohymenophorea; Peniculida; Parameciidae.
AUGAAUAUUAUUUUUAUAAUGAUUACUUGUGAUUCAUAAAAUGCAUGUCUUACUGCACUAAUCUUCGGAUAAAUUUUAAAUGGGGUCUAUUACUCUCUUUAUGCUGCAGUUAUGUGGCCUUGUGUUCCUUUAUGUGUGCCAGAAAGAGCUGCUGGAACAGCAUUUGGAGUUGUAAAUGCUGUUUAGAAUAUUGGAUUAACAGUAUUUCCAGUUAUUGUAGGCCAUUUAAUAUCAGAUGAAACUUCAUAGACAUAUGUUAUUAUUUUAGGCAGCAGUGCUAUUAUUGGAUUAAUUAGUAAUAUUGGAUUAUGGUUUGUUGAUAAACAAAAUGGGAGUAAAAUAGCCAAGACUAGUCUCAAAGAUAAUUCUUAAGUUUAAGAUUUAAAUUGCAACAGGAAUAUGAUUAUCCAAUUUCUGAACCUAAACUAGAGUGAAAUAUUUUAUAAUACAUAAUUUAUAAAUUAUAACUCAAAUAUUCCUUAAUGA